AUGCUACUUACUGUGGGACUUAGCUUCCUGCUAAGUUCAAUUGUCACUGCAGAUGUCUAUUCUUCCUUGAACGACACUUUCACCCUCCAGACCCAGGACCAAUUCUUUGUAAUUUUGAAAUAUGACCAGAACGUCAGGACUUAUGUGCCUGCAAUAACCCGUCCCAAAACUCAACUACCAGAAUUCAAGCUCACAGACGGACAUCUCACCACAGACGACAAAGAAGCUUUUCUUGGCCCAGUGCAUGUUGUCUUCCCACCAGUUUUGAUACCUUUGCGAUUUGGCAAAGCGACACCCAGAAAUGAGGCUCAUCUAGUGGCCGUGAAGCAGACUGAUAAUGCUGGCAAGCAGACGUUGAAUUUAGUUUCAGUGGGAAGUGAUUCAACGCAUCCUCUCGCACUAGAGAUUGUGACCGUCACAUCCGCUUCCGAUCAGGUUGACGAGCAUGACCACUAUGAUGAGGAGGAGCAGGAGUAA
Molecule: messenger RNA, 477 nt
Organism: Bacidia gigantensis
Lineage: Eukaryota; Fungi; Ascomycota; Lecanoromycetes; Lecanorales; Ramalinaceae
Exons: 2
Coding region: 1-477 (158 amino acids)
Source: RefSeq, a predicted model, not a curated record